AUGCUAGACUCCCUGGUGGGAGCCGCGAGGGAGAAGGUACAUAACGCCGCGGCUUCCACUGCAGAGAUGUUGGCAGCAGAAUCAACAGCCAUGCCUUCUCUCAAGACCCUCAGCAAGAUCGCCCUCGGUGGUGCGCAAGUCAUCCUCGGCCAUGGAGGACGCGUCAUGGGCGACUUUACCCAAAGCUGCCCCAAUGCUCAAUUGAGCUGCCACAACACCACCGCCGUGGAGAACCUGUGCUGCUUCAAUGCGCCGGGCGGACAGAUUCUACAGACGCAGUUCUGGGAUGCUUCGCCUGCCACUGGACCAGAGGAUAGCUGGACCAUCCACGGUCUAUGGCCCGACCGAUGCGACGGCACCUAUGACGCCAACUGCGACUCCUCGCGCGCCUACUCCAACAUCACUGCCAUCCUCAACUCCUUCGGCGCGACCGACCUUCUUUCCUACAUGUCCACAUACUGGAAAGACUACAAGGGCGACGAUGAGUCCUUUUGGUACCACGAGUGGGCCAAGCACGGCACCUGUAUCUCGACGCUCGAGCCCGAAUGCUACGACGACCACAAAGCCACAGAGGAGGUGGUUGACUUCUUCCAAAAGACUGUCGACCUCUUCAAGACGCUCCCAAGUUACGAGUGGUUGAGCGCAGCGGGCAUCACACCCAGCACAAGCAAGACAUACACAUUCGCUGCCAUCCAAAGCGCGAUCCAGGCCAAGCGCCCCGGUGUCGAAGUUACCCUAGGCUGCAAGUCCGGCGCACUCAACGAGAUCUGGUACCACUACGAUGUUCGUGGUAGCGUGCAGACUGGCGAGUUUGUUGCUUCAGACCCCGAUGGCACAAAAUCGACAUGCCCCCAGACGGGCAUCAAGUACCUCCCCAAGAACGCUGGAUCCUCACCUCCGUCUACCACCACGACUGCUGGUGGACCCGCACCCACAUCUGCGCCUGGAACGCCUUUCAGCGGUAAGGGCUACCUCAACGUUGUCGUCAACGGCGCGAAGAAGGGAUGUAUCAUUUCCAAGGGCACCUGGUACACAACCGGCACCUGCGCGACUUUCACCGCUGCCGAGGCAGACAACGGCUUCACUUUGUCGAGCUCCAAGGGCAAGUGUGGCAUCGUUGGUGGAGCGCUAGCUUGCGACGGCUCUGCCAGCGUGACUGGGUUCACAAACGCGGACGGUAACUUGGCUGCUGGCGGCAACGCGCAAUGGAGUGCCGACAAGAUUGCGUCGGGAAGUACACAGCAGACUGUGUACGCUGGCGGAGAUCACUCCGCUACCUUUUCCAUUACCUGGCAGUCGGCGUAA
Molecule: messenger RNA, 1305 nt
Organism: Alternaria ethzedia
Lineage: Eukaryota; Fungi; Ascomycota; Dothideomycetes; Pleosporales; Pleosporaceae
Exons: 2
Coding region: 1-1305 (434 amino acids)
Biological process (GO): RNA catabolic process
Cellular component (GO): extracellular region
Molecular function (GO): RNA binding; ribonuclease T2 activity
Source: RefSeq, a predicted model, not a curated record